GCCGGUGGGGCCCAAUCGGGUGGGUCGUGACUGGUCGCCUUGUUCAAGCGGAGCGCGGAGAGAGAGGGGGGCAGCGUCCGGCGGGAGUGGACUGUCCACCGGAGUGACCGGGGUCAGAGCGAGCGAGCGAGUGAGGAGAGAGAGAGAGAGAGCGCGCGCGGGGCCACAGCCAGGGACAGUCCAGCCCAAGAUCUGGAACCUGUAUGGAGAGUACUCUCGACAAACCUGCACCACACCUGUCAAAGUGCCAACAAGCUUCUGCAGAAUAGCUCUACAUUUCUGGAGGCGUUAAUAUCAUUCCUCGCUGGCAAAUAAGGCAGCCAAUUUCAGCGCAGCAACGUCCUACAAACAGGCAGCAAGUGAGAGCAAUAAGAGGAGAAAACUACGAUCAGAAAACGGGUCGAAGGCACUGAGAUUGUAGUUCAUCAUCUGUGCAGACAAGCCACAGAGCUAGUGAUGAUAACCCUGGUCUGACCCUUCAUUGGGAAGAAGUGAAGUGAUCUGCAGAUCCUCAUGUGCAUCAUUUUCUUCAAGUUUGAUCCACGUCCAAUUUCUGCUUACAGACUCGUCCUAGCAUCAAACAGGGAUGAGAUCUAUUCCAGGCCAUCGAAGCCAGCAGACUUCUGGGCGAGCAACAGUGACAUUCUCAGUGGACUGGACAUGGAAGAGGGUAAAGAAGGCGGAACGUGGUUGGGUAUCAGCAGGAAAGGCAAGUUCGCCACACUCACCAAUUAUCUUCAGCCAAUUAUGAACCCCAAUGCACACGGCAGAGGUAGUCUCGUGUCAAAUUUCCUGACUGGAAACCAGGACAGUUUAUCGUAUCUGAAGCGGAUAUCUACAGAAGGACAUCUGUAUAACGGAUUCAACUUGUUAGCAGCUGAUUUCAGCAAUACCAAAGAAGAUGUGAUGUGUUACUAUGGAAACCAGAGUGGCAAGGAACCCCAGCUCCUCCAACCAGGUAUUUACGGGCUGAGUAACUCUCUGCUUGACACGCCGUGGAAUAAAGUGCUUCACGGGAAAAAGCUAUUCACCGAAAUAACUACGAAAAUUAAUGAACUUUCUGCCGAGGAACUGGCGAACGAACUUAUCCACCUGAUGAAUGACGAAGAGCCACACUUUCCAGACCCUGGCAUUGAACAACAGAUUUCGGAUUCCAUGCGUCCCAUGCUGAGCAAGUAUUCAUCUGUGUGUGUGCGAUUGACUGGCUACGGCACCAGGACCAACACCGUAAUCCUCAUAGACACCAAAGGGCGCGUCACCUUCACAGAGCGCACCAUGCUCAACUCAGACAUACACCAAUGGAAAGUCAGCUCCUACCACUUCGAACUGCUGCCUUAAUGGCUGGCUUUGCCUUGGGUCACAGGAUUAAGGCAUAUCUAGACCUCCAUGUCUGCUUUGCGAAGCUGCCUUGUUUUGCCAGAGGAAUCAGUUCCACCCAAGAAGGAGAACACGUUUACCUCCACUCCAUUCCCGCAUCCCACCCUGCACUCUCAGUGAGGCGAAUAAGCACAAGAAUCUGGUAUUGAUCCUACCAAAAAGGAAUCCAUUCAGAGGACGAGGGAGUGAACUUGGUUCAUCUGUAAUAGGAUGUGUUUGUUGGAACCACAGCACCACCACUUGGAUUUAUCUAACCCCCUUCAUACAUGGUAGCGUCUCAGAGCGCUGCGGUCAGAGAGGCUUCAGUAGGAACCUGGGAGAUGGAUCCCUGAUGCUUAAGGAACUUUUGCGUGUAAGAAAAAAAGCACGUAGGAAGAAUAUAUAUGUUUCGAUACAUCACGAGAGCAAGUAUUCCUGUCGUCGUGAAAUGUGUGUCAAUUACGGGUCUGAAAUGCUGUGCACUGUCCAGCGCCUGGGGACGUCCUCCCGACAUGAAAGGCGCUAUGCAAAUGUAAUGUUGUUGUUGGCUUCAUGCUCACCGCUGUAAUCAUCACUGGUUUUGUCAAAGUUAAUCAAGCACAAUCGCCAGCCAAAUACUGGAACAGGCGCACUAUUUUUUUAUGAAUUUGCAAGCGUCAAAGUUUGUUUAGCAAUUUGCGACACUGCGCACUUUCUCUGUGUUAAAUGAUUGUAGCCGUGAUUUAAAAAGCAUCGUGCAUCCAUCGGUAUCUGUAGAAAUCGCAAACUCAGAAACCUAAAGCUUCAGAAAGGAUGCAGGCUUUUCUUUGAUUGUGUCCUAUUCUGCAGAGGGAAAAAAUCAACCAACUUUUUAAAAGUAUUUACUCACAGUCAUGCACUUUUGCAUUCUUUCUGUAACUGUAAUCGGUGUCUGGGCCUCCUUCAUUGUAAAGACUUAAAUAAAGUUUCACGAAUAUGAGG
This is a messenger RNA of Callorhinchus milii (elephant shark), 2316 nucleotides long. RefSeq names its product transport and golgi organization 2 homolog (Drosophila) (gene tango2). The transcript is spliced from 12 exons. The record is from RefSeq and is a predicted model, not a curated record. Gene Ontology annotation, biological process: Golgi organization; protein secretion. Lineage: Eukaryota; Metazoa; Chordata; Chondrichthyes; Chimaeriformes; Callorhinchidae. Bases 514 to 1338 code for a protein of 274 amino acids. Gene Ontology annotation, cellular component: Golgi apparatus.